This is a messenger RNA of Sphaeroforma arctica JP610, 1237 nucleotides long. RefSeq lists its product as hypothetical. Lineage: Eukaryota; Ichthyosporea; Ichthyophonida. The transcript is spliced from 8 exons. The annotation marks the transcript as partial. The record is from RefSeq and is a predicted model, not a curated record.
GAGACCACCGAGGCGGUAGCUGAUUUCCCGUCGCCCGUGCUAUCGCGAGCGAACAGCCCGACGCACUGGGGCGAUGAGUCAGCCGAGUGGGAGAGUGACAUGCAACGGCUGGAGCGGGUGGGCUCGGCUUCACCACUGGCGGGUGGGAACUCGGACUUUGGUCUGUCGGAGGCGUUUGACUUCAUAGAGGAAGCCAAUGGUGCCAAACGCACAGACUCUGGUCUAACCGCGCCUGGGAAUGACACACCAAUGGACGCUGAUGAUGGCGAACAACGAGGACGCAGCUAUGCCCAGAGCCGCAACUAUUCGCGGUCGCGAGACUCAUCGGCACACGCCCCUGCGGUGGACCAGUCAACUGCUGGGCAUGUUAAGCGGCAGGCGUCUAUGUACGGCAUGCGGUCAUUGCACUUGUCACGAUCACCCCAUCCUGAGGAGAGCCGGUUAAGCAAAGGCCAAGUGAAACAGAAGACCUGGCAAGAGCACGGGGAUGCCACUAAGAACUCUGCCAGCAAAACCACCUCGUUUAUCUAUCCGCCCAUCCCCACCAAGAGGAAAAGUAUUGCGCCCAGUUUUAGAGGACAGUCACACUCUUCCGCGAAUUUGGACUCAGCAGGUGCACUCACUGCCGCACUCAAUGCUUCAGUCACAAGCAGUGGCGGUAGCUCACCCCGCAAUCCAGGUGUUACCCUGUCUGAUGCUGGUUUAUCAGGGGAAACUUCAAAAACAACGCAACACGUCAACCGUGUCCCAAGCGAAAGUCCAGACGACACACACACCGCUCGCACAUACAGUACAGUACUCGGUACCAACGUGAGUAGUGAACUGGCACCUCUCAAGCUUAACAAGACUAAGAGCAUGGCAAUGGGUGGCCUAGGUGUGGGCACUGGCAAUAUGUCAUCUCCUAGUACAACCUUCUUCCAGGCGGCUAUGGCGAAUGCGAACGGGGGAAUUACUGCCACCCCCAACAUCACACUGGAGGAUCCCAUUGGCCAGGCCAUAGACAUCUACACAGGAUCCAAAGAGUUCUUUCUCUCGCGCCAGCACACUAACCUCACUCACCACCGAAUGCAGAGAGAAGCCGCACUAGGAGUGAAUCGCCGGUCGUCUGUGAAUGUUAUAGCAAAUGUCAUCGAAGAAACAGACGCCGACUGCAGGACGUCACCUGAGAUAUGGAACUCAUCGCAACACAACCAAACCUCACCCCGAGGAUCAAAGGACAACGGAUCCACCUCCAUGG